CCUUCUAGGAUACGCGCCGGUCGCCCCUAGCGGGUCUGCCCGCCCGCAGCGUCUCGUUGGUGCCGCCGGUGACCUCCGACCCCGUGGCUGCGGGGCGGGGCAGGGAGAUCUUAGCUCCCGGUGGCCGGCGGCUGCUGCAGCGGGACCCGGGAGCGGGGCCCGGCGCCGCCCGGGCCGCGGGGCGAUGUGAACCCCAGGUGUGUCCCGGAGGGAUCCAGGUGACGUCUCUACAGAUCCCUUGUCGUGAUGCCCCACCAAGAACAGGGGGAAUAAAGUGGGGGUCCUUCCCCAUGCCCCUCCAAUGGUCAGUUCCCCAAUGGCCUGGGUGAGGGUGGGCUCGCUGCUCUGACACCAUGGGGAGCUGUUGCAGCUGCCUGAAUAGAGACAGCAUCCCAGACAACCACCCCACCAAGUUCAAGGUGACGAAUGUGGAUGACGAGGGGGUGGAGCUGGGCUGCGGGGUGAUGGAGCUGACACAGAGCGAGCUGGUGCUUCACCUGCAUCGGCGUGAGGCCGUCCACUGGCCGUACCUUUGCCUGCGGCGCUAUGGCUAUGAUUCCAACCUCUUCUCCUUUGAGAGUGGUCGCCGGUGUCAGACGGGCCAGGGGAUAUUUGCCUUCAAGUGCUCCCGGGCCGAGGAAAUCUUCAACCUCCUUCAGGAUCUGAUGCAGUGCAACAGCAUCAAUGUGAUGGAAGAGCCGGUCAUCAUCACCCGCAAUAGCCACCCAGCCGACCUCGACCUCCCGCGGGCCCCCCAGCCUCCCAAUGCUCUAGGCUAUAACAUCUCUAGCUUCUCCAAUGGCUUCCCUGGAUGCCCAGGAGAGGGUCCGAAGUUCUCAGCACCCCAGCGCCCCUCAACAAGCAGCCUUCGACACCCCUCACUUGGGGAGGAGUCCACCCAUGCCCUCAUUGCUCCUGAUGAGCAGUCUCACACUUAUGUCAACACUCCGGCGGGUGAGGAUGACCACCGCAGAAGCCGGCACUGCCUGCAGCCACUGCCCGAGGGCCAGGCACCCUUCCCCCCACAGGCCGGAGGCCCUGACCCACGAGACCCACAGGCAUUCUGGCAGCCGGGCCAGGUGAAGUUCGUGUUGGGCCCCACCCCUGCGAGGCGGCAGGUGGUGAAGUGCCAGGGCCUGUGCCCCGCCCUUCGUGACCCCCCUCACCACAACAACAACGAGGGCCCCUCUGAGUGCCCGGCGCAGCCCAAGUGCACCUACGAGAAUGUCAGCGGGGGGCUGAGGCCAGGGGCCAGCUGGAGACUGAGCCCAGAGGAACCGGGCUGGAACGGCCUCGCCCACCGGCGGGCCGCCCUGCUGCACUACGAGAACCUGCCCUCCCUGCCCCCAGUGUGGGAGAGUCAUGCCCAACAGCUGGGGGAGGAGGUCGGGGAUGACGGGGACUCGAGGGACGGGCUCACACCCUCCUCUAAUGGCUUCCCCGACGGCGAGGAGGACGAGACCCCACUGCAGAAGCCCACCAGCACCCGGGCUGCCCUCCGCAGCCACAGCAGCUUCCCUGUGCCACUGACCCGCCGUCGAGGUUCCCCAAGAGUCUUCAAUUUUGAUUUCCGCCGGCCGGGCCCCGAGCCUCCCAGGCAGCUCAACUACAUCCAGGUGGAGCUGAAGGGAUGGGGUGGAGACCAUCCCAAGGGGCCCCAGAAUCCCGCGGCCCCCCGAGCCCCCGUGCCCACCGUCGCCCCUGCCCGCAGCUCAGACUCCUAUGCCGUGAUCGACCUCAAAAAGACCGUGGCCAUGUGCAACCUGCAGAGGGCUCUGCCCCGAGAUGACGGCACCGCCCGGAAGACCCGGCACAACAGCACCGACCUGCCUCUGUAGGGACUUCCUCCAUCCCCCCCAUCCGGCCUCCGCCUCAGCUCCUGUCCUCGAACCCACACACCCUCGGGUUCAGGGGUGCUUUGCAGACGGGCAUUGAGGUGGGAUCAGAAGCUUCCCUGUGCUGGCCAGAGUCCCCAAAGGUAUCAGCCACUGAGUGGCCUGGUCUCCCUGUUGGGGAGAGGAAGGGGCGACCAGGCUCGGAGGGAGCCAUUGUGGAAACUGAAGGGUCGUGAUUGCAUUUAGUGCCCUCCCUUUACGUCCGUUUGUCCUAUCUGUCGUCUGUCCUCAGUGUAUUUUUUUUGGUUGAAAUUUUGAAACAUUUUGUACCUGUUGAUUUUAUUUAUCAGUUUAUUUUUCUAUUUAUUGUUUCAAAUGUAAUUUAACAUAUUUAUU
Messenger RNA from Artibeus jamaicensis (Jamaican fruit-eating bat), 2231 nucleotides. RefSeq names its product fibroblast growth factor receptor substrate 3 (gene FRS3). The record is from RefSeq and is a predicted model, not a curated record. Gene Ontology annotation, biological process: cell surface receptor protein tyrosine kinase signaling pathway. The transcript is spliced from 7 exons. Lineage: Eukaryota; Metazoa; Chordata; Mammalia; Chiroptera; Phyllostomidae. The coding region runs from base 354 to 1838 and encodes 494 amino acids. Gene Ontology annotation, cellular component: cytoplasm.